CUUUCCAGCAUGCUGCGACAGGGCAGCCAGGCGCUCCGGCGAUUCUCCACCGGCCGGGUUUAUUUCAAAAACAAACUGAAGUUGGCACUUAUUGGUCAGAGCCUCUUUGGACAGGAAGUCUACAGCCACCUCCGCAAAGAGGGCCACAGAGUAGUAGGGGUGUUCACAGUUCCAGACAAGGAUGGAAAAGCUGACCCACUGGCUUUGGCUGCAGAGAAAGAUGGGACCCCUGUGUUCAAGUUCCCUAGAUGGAGAGUCAAGGGCAAGACCAUCAAGGAGGUGGCAGAGGCCUACAGAUCUGUGGGUGCCGAGCUAAACGUGCUCCCCUUCUGCACACAGUUCAUCCCCAUGGAUGUAAUCGAUGGCCCAAAGCACGGCUCCAUCAUCUACCACCCAUCCAUUCUGCCCAGGCACAGAGGAGCCUCUGCUAUCAACUGGACUCUAAUUAUGGGAGAUAAGAAAGCUGGAUUUUCUGUUUUCUGGGCUGAUGAUGGUUUAGAUACAGGACCCAUUCUUCUUCAGAGAUCAUGUGAUGUGGAACCCAACGACACAGUGGACGCACUUUAUAAUCGAUUUCUUUUUCCUGAAGGAAUCAAGGCCAUGGUAGAAGCUGUCCAACUGAUAGCUGAUGGAAAAGCUCCUCGUGUUCCUCAGCCAGAAGAAGGAGCAACAUAUGAAGGUAUCCAGAAAAAGGAAAAUGCUGAGAUUUCUUGGGAUCAGUCUGCCGAAGUUUUACAUAACUGGAUUCGAGGUCAUGAUAAAGUCCCUGGAGCUUGGACGGAGAUAAAUGGACAGAUGGUCACUUUCUAUGGCUCUACAUUACUGAACAGUUCUGUGCCUUCCGGAGAACCACUGGAAAUUAAAGGUGCCAAGAAGCCUGGUCUUGUUACCAAAAACGGACUUGUUCUUUUUGGUAAUGAUGGAAAAGCGCUGAUGGUGAGAAAUCUGCAGUUUGAAGAUGGAAAAAUGAUUCCUGCCUCUCAGUACUUUUCAACGGGUGAGACGUUGGUGGUAGAACUUACAGCCGAAGAGGUGAAGGUGGCAGAGAUCAUCAAGGUCAUCUGGGCUGGAAUUUUAAGCAAUGUCCCUGUUAUUGAAGACUCAACCGACUUCUUUAAAUCCGGAGCAAGAUCGAUGGAUGUUGUCAGGCUGGUUGAAGAGAUCAGACAGAAAUGUGGUGGGCUUCAGUUACAGAAUGAAGAUGUCUAUAUGGCCACCAAGUUUGAAGACUUCAUCCAAAAGGUCGUGAGGAAACUGAGAGGAGAAGAUCAGGAGGCGGAGCUGGUAGUGGAUUAUGUUUCAAAGGAGGUCAAUGAAAUGACAGUAAAAAUGCCGUAUCAGUGUUUCAUAAAUGGACAGUUCACAGAUGCGGAUGAUGGAAAGACUUACGACACUAUAAACCCAACAGAUGGAUCUACAAUAUGCAAGGUGUCCUAUGCUUCUUUGGUGGAUGUGGACAAAGCAGUAGCAGCAGCAAAAGAUGCUUUUGAAAAUGGUGAAUGGGGAAGAAUGAAUGCAAGAGAAAGAGGAAGACUGAUGUACAGACUUGCAGACCUACUGGAAGAGAACCAAGAAGAACUGGCAACCAUUGAAGCCCUCGAUUCAGGGGCCGUCUAUACCUUGGCUCUGAAGACUCACAUUGGAAUGUCUGUGCAAACAUUCAGAUAUUUUGCUGGCUGGUGCGACAAAAUUCAGGGUUCUACAAUUCCAAUCAACCAGGCCCGUCCAAAUCGCAAUCUGACCUUCACCAAGAAGGAACCUCUUGGUGUCUGUGCCAUUAUCAUUCCCUGGAACUACCCACUGAUGAUGCUGGCGUGGAAGAGUGCUGCGUGUCUGGCAGCAGGCAAUACCUUAGUGCUCAAGCCAGCACAGGUCACGCCCUUGACUGCUUUGAAGUUUGCGGAGCUCUCUGUGAAAGCAGGAUUUCCAAAGGGUGUAAUCAACAUCAUUCCGGGCUCAGGUGGCAUAGCAGGACAACGCCUUUCUGAACAUCCUGACAUCCGCAAACUUGGUUUCACUGGUUCCACUACUAUUGGCAAACAGAUCAUGAAGAGCGCUUCUGGAGUGAGAAAAACCACAUCAAAUUUAGAAGAGAAAUUUACUUAUCACUGCUGGGGCAUGGGAGCAGUAUUUUUCAACAAAGGAGAGAACUGUAUUGCAGCCGGGCGGUUGUUUGUGGAAGAAUCCAUCCACGAUGAAUUUGUGACGAGAGUGGUGGAAGAAAUUAAAAAGAUGAAAAUUGGGGAUCCACUUGACAGAUCUACUGAUCAUGGGCCCCAAAAUCAUAAGGCCCACCUGGAAAAGCUGCUGCAAUACUGUGAAGCUGGAGUGAAGGAGGGAGCCACCUUGGUGUACGGGGGAAGGCAAGUCCAAAGGCCAGGUAAGAUCACCUCCAUGGCGGGUUUACCAGGCACUUGCCUUCUGCAGUUGGAUGAGAGUUUUAGUGGAUUUUAUGUCUUCCUAAAAACAUCUUGUAGGGACAUCGAUGGAGUGUUGCAACGAGCAAAUAAUACAGAGUAUGGCUUGGCCUCAGGGGUUUUUACAAAAGACAUAAACAAAGCUAUGUACGUGAGUGAAAAACUAGAAGCAGGAACUGUUUUUAUUAACACAUACAACAAGACGGACGUGGCAGCCCCAUUUGGUGGAGUUAAACAAUCUGGCUUUGGAAAAGACUUAGGUGAGGAAGCUCUAAACGAAUACCUCAAAACCAAGACAGUGACGCUGGAAUAUUAGAGCAACACCAUCACCAGGAAACCUUGGCAGACAGCACCACUUCUCAACUCUAGACACACUUAAGAAGCCUGCGUGUGCGGAGGCAGGAGGUAUCAGCCACAAGCUGAAAAGUACACACAUGGACCAUAAAGAGGGUCAGGCCAUGUGUCAAAGCAUUUACACAUGUGCCUAAAUAUUUUCUAAUACACCUUUUAUGCCUUCAUAUGAUUUGCAAUUGUUGGGUUUUGACUAUGUUGUAUAUCAUACAUAUUUCUAAAAUACCAAGCUGCUUUUU
Propithecus coquereli (Coquerel's sifaka) is the source of this 3007-nucleotide messenger RNA. RefSeq names its product aldehyde dehydrogenase 1 family, member L2 (gene ALDH1L2). The record is from RefSeq and is a predicted model, not a curated record. Gene Ontology annotation, biological process: 10-formyltetrahydrofolate catabolic process; one-carbon metabolic process; biosynthetic process. Lineage: Eukaryota; Metazoa; Chordata; Mammalia; Primates; Indriidae. Gene Ontology annotation, molecular function: formyltetrahydrofolate dehydrogenase activity; aldehyde dehydrogenase (NAD+) activity. Bases 10 to 2733 code for a protein of 907 amino acids. Gene Ontology annotation, cellular component: cytoplasm. The transcript is spliced from 23 exons.